ACUCGUGUUUUAGUUGGUUUUUUCCCUUUGACAAACACAUCUUAACGUGUAAAACCCUCGUCACCCUUAACCCCCCAGCUUGUGGAGCUUUUCACAGUUGGGAACAACACUCAUCAUCAAUGGCGUCAAUCGAGCUUCUCAUCUCUCAAGCACGUCGCCACUGUUCUUCAAAAUUCAGAAACCAGCUACCUCAAUUUCUUCGUCAUCAUUUUCAUAGGUCUCUCUGUUCUGCGCCCGAAUCGCAGCCUCCGGACAACCCAAUUCAAAGGCCAACGAAUAGAACGCCGAUCCAAAUCCAACCCGUUUCCUACAAACCCAGAGAUCCUCAUGAAUCCACUCUGUCCAGCGAUUCUACUUCUCAGUCUAAAGAAAGAACUGUUCGGCCACAGCCCGUUUCUUAUAAUGCCAAAAGCCGGGAUGAACUCAAUGCUCCACAGGACGGGACCAAACCGGAAGCUCAGACGUGGACGCGAGAAGAUCUACGGUACCUGAAGGAUACGGUUGCUGUGUCUCCGGUUUCGUACCCAACCCGAGUUGCCCCUUUGCCUGAAGACCGGGCUGCUGCAGAGGGGGAGAGUUGUCGUCAGGAGGAGCUGAAGGGCGAUGUAGAACUGGAGAGGGAGGCGAGGAGAAUCGUGUAUGAGAAUAGAUUCGUCCCUACGAGUGGGAUUGGGUCACAAAUGGUACCUUUUCCGACCUUGAUUAAAGCUGAUAAAGAAAUGGCCAAAGUGAAGACUGUUUAUGAUCUCAAAGAGGCCAUUCGUCUUGCAAAGUCUAAUGCAAAGAAGACAUUUGAUGAGACUUUGGAAGCACAUGUUAAGUUGACUCCAGAGAUGCGUCGAAGUGACCUGAAACUUGAUGGUGCUGUUCGACUUCCCCAUGGUUGGGGAAAGAAAUUCAGAGUGGCUGUCUUUGCUGAAGGAGUAGAUGCAGAUGAAGCCCGAGCUGCAGGAGCUGAUAUCGUUGGCGGUUUGGAGCUUAUACAAAAUAUUAAAAAUGGCAGUGUGAAGAUUGAUUUUGAUAAGUGUUUGUCCACUCAUGCAAUGAUGCCAAAUCUGAAACAGAUUGCAAAGUAUUUGAGGCAGUUGAUGCCAGACACUAGAAAAGGCACCGUUACAAAAGAUGUUUCAAAUGCAGUGAAGGAAGCAAGAGAUCAAGGUAUUCUUUUCAAAAAAGACAAAACAGCCAUCGUGCAUGUUGGCCUUGGGAAGAUGAGUUUUGCAGAAGAGGCUCUCUGUGAGAAUGUUGGUGCAUUUGUGAAUGCCCUUUUGCUUGCAAAACCUGCUGGCUUGAAAAAAAGCUCAAAGUAUGCAGGUUAUGUGAACACGUUCCAUAUAUGCAGCACUAUGGGUCCCUCAUUCCAGGUGUCGAUACAAUCAUUAUCCAUAGCGGCGGAUCGUCACGCUAGAAUGCACAUGCAAUAAUCCAAUGGCGGCCUCUUCCCAUUCUACUAUGAACUGUUAGAGUUGAUUUUGGUGUUGAAAUCUCUAUCGGUCCUUUACUUUUGUUGAUUAUUUUGAUAUGUGAUUUACAAAUUCAUUUCAUUAUAGAGCUUUCACUGUGAUUUAAUUUUACAAACUAUUUUUAGAAUUUUGAAUCUGUUAUGGCUUCAGUGAAUAAUUUUUUACUUCGUCU
Messenger RNA from Cuscuta campestris, 1635 nucleotides. The record is from the annotation of a GenBank genome assembly. Lineage: Eukaryota; Viridiplantae; Streptophyta; Magnoliopsida; Solanales; Convolvulaceae.